This is a messenger RNA of Puma concolor (puma), 1191 nucleotides long. It is a transcript of the gene MAT1A, whose product is annotated as methionine adenosyltransferase 1A. Gene Ontology annotation, molecular function: methionine adenosyltransferase activity; ATP binding. Gene Ontology annotation, biological process: S-adenosylmethionine biosynthetic process. Lineage: Eukaryota; Metazoa; Chordata; Mammalia; Carnivora; Felidae. The record is from RefSeq and is a predicted model, not a curated record.
AUGAAUGGCCCGGUGGACGGCUUGUGUGACCACUCUCUAAGUGAAGAAGGAGCCUUCAUGUUCACCUCGGAGUCUGUAGGAGAGGGACACCCGGACAAGAUCUGCGACCAGAUCAGUGAUGCCGUGCUGGAUGCCCAUCUGAGGCAGGACCCCAAUGCCAAGGUGGCCUGUGAGACGGUGUGUAAGACGGGCAUGGUGCUACUCUGCGGAGAGAUCACCUCCACGGCCACAGUGGACUACCAGCGGGUGGUGAGAAGCACGAUCAGGCAUAUCGGCUACGACGACUCCGCCAAGGGCUUUGACUUCAAGACCUGCAAUGUGCUGGUAGCUCUGGAGCAGCAGUCCCCGGAUAUUGCCCAGUGUGUACAUUUGGACAGAAACGAAGAAGACGUCGGGGCCGGAGACCAGGGUCUGAUGUUCGGCUAUGCCACCGACGAGACAGAAGAGUGUAUGCCCCUCACUAUUAUCCUUGCCCACAAACUCAAUGCCCGAAUGGCGGAACUCAGACGCUCCGGGGUCCUCCCCUGGCUAAGGCCUGACUCCAAGACCCAGGUGACAGUUCAGUACAUACAGGACAACGGCGCGGUCAUCCCCGUGCGCAUCCACACCAUCGUCAUCUCCGUGCAGCACAAUGAAGACAUAACGCUGGAGGACAUGCGCCAGGCCCUGAAGGAGCAGGUGAUCGAGGCCGUGGUGCCAGCCAAAUACCUGGACGAAGACACCAUUUACCACCUGCAGCCCAGCGGGCGGUUUGUCAUCGGAGGUCCCCAGGGGGAUGCGGGCGUCACUGGCCGUAAAAUUAUCGUGGACACCUAUGGCGGUUGGGGGGCGCACGGUGGAGGGGCCUUCUCCGGAAAGGACUACACCAAGGUGGACCGCUCAGCAGCUUAUGCUGCCCGCUGGGUGGCCAAGUCCCUGGUGAAAGCGGGACUCUGCCGGAGAGUGCUCGUGCAGGUUUCCUACGCCAUCGGUGUGGCUGAGCCACUGUCCAUUUCCAUCUUCACCUAUGGAACCUCUCAGAAGACAGAGAGAGAGCUGCUAGAUGUGGUCAACAAGAAUUUUGACCUUCGGCCCGGGGUCAUCGUCAGGGACUUGGAUUUGAAGAAGCCCAUCUACCAGAGGACGGCGUGCUACGGCCAUUUUGGAAGAAACGAGUUCCCAUGGGAAAUUCCCAAGAAGCUCGUGUUUUAG